AUGGCCGAGAACCAAUCGUCGACUGCUAUUAGCUCCACGAACGAAGGAUCAUCCCAAAAAGGGACUCGACAAACCUCUGUGGGCAAUGCCUCAGACACCCAAGCUCACCUCAACAGUCCAACCUCUACGAGAUCUGAUCUGCCGUCACUUCUACCUUUGCACGACAAACCGGGAGUUUACAGCUCCAUCGAUGCUUUAUCCUCUGGAAACUCGACUUAUGAAGGAUGGAGCAGUCGAUGA
This is a messenger RNA of Kwoniella mangroviensis CBS 8507, 240 nucleotides long. RefSeq lists its product as uncharacterized. Lineage: Eukaryota; Fungi; Basidiomycota; Tremellomycetes; Tremellales; Cryptococcaceae. The transcript has a single exon. Bases 1 to 240 code for a protein of 79 amino acids. The record is from RefSeq and is a predicted model, not a curated record.